Messenger RNA from Nezara viridula (southern green stink bug), 357 nucleotides. The record is from the annotation of a GenBank genome assembly. Lineage: Eukaryota; Metazoa; Arthropoda; Insecta; Hemiptera; Pentatomidae.
AUGCCAGUAAUGAAACACAUGCCUAAGAAGUUUUUAAGCAGUUAUCUUUAUAAAAAAGAUUCUAUGCUCCUUGUAAGUUCUCUAAGUGAAAAUUAUCUGCACACAAACAUAAUAAAUAGUUCCAAAGAUAGCAAAAACUCAAAAGACACUCAAAUACCUCACAUCCCAGAACCUCCAACUAACUGUUGUAUGUCGGGUUGUGCCAAUUGCGUUUGGAUUAAGUAUGCUGAAGAUUUAUCUAAAAUAUUCGAUGAUGCUGAAAACAAAGUUAAGGAAAUUAUUUUGAGUAAAGUCGAUGAUCCGAAUAUGAAGGCAUUCCUUUUAAUGGAGUUGAGAUCUAUGAAAUUUAAGAAAUAA